AACGCUUCCUUGUUUUUGUUACUACAGUGCUAACGAAAACAAACGGCCGCAAACAUUUGAAUCCGUCGGUUUUUGCAUCAGUUUCAGAAAAAGUGACAUCUGCGUCUGUCAAUGUGAGAUGUCUUUAGUGCGGAUGAACCGUCAUUUAUAUGGUCCGGGUAAAAGACCCGUGCGAACCAAGAAGGUGUCUGCACCCAAGAAGGAAUGGGUGAGCACAGUCAAUGAUCUUUCAGUGCAUAAAGCAACACCAGAUGAACUGGCCAGACGCCAUGAGAGGCACAGGUCUCAGAACAGGGUUGCGGCACAGUGGGAAUUAAGAGAAAAUGCAUCACGCCGAAGGAUGAAGAAUCAGCCCCCCAGCCCACCAGGACUUGAUAAAGCCAGGCUCAACAUCAUCAGAGAGGUAUUCUCUGACCAGUGCCAGUUGCGGGAUGUUAUUGCACGGUCAGACAAAGCUUUGGCUCUAGUGAAAGACCUGUUUGGGGAUGAACCCCGUCGGCACACAGGGUUCCCCACCAUUACAAUGGCACCUGAUUGUGACUCAGACUCUGAGCUUCCUGUUCAUCAAAGACCUGACCCUCCAACACAGCUGUCACUACUCAGCCAAUCUAUGAUGGAUCAACAGGCACUGAAUGAAUUGGAGGAGUUUGAAGAGGAAUAUGACGAAGAAGAUCAGGAUACUUUAGAACACUUCAGUUCUGCUUCUGAAAUGCACAGAAAAAGAAAUAAAUGCAGGACAAAGUCCUUUCCAUAUGGCACGUUACACGUCAACCAGGUUCUCAAUCCUGAGUCUGCUUCCACUAAAUCAGGUCCUAAGGGCAGUAGAGGGCGCUCAAGAAACACCACCGGUCUGAACGGCUCAGGAUUGAGUUCUUUGGCAGGGAACCAGUCUAGUCUGGAGCUUCUACAGAGUAUGCUAGAGCAGGUAGAGAAUGAACUGGACUCUCUGGAUCCACAGGAGCCUUCGAGCUCUGAAGCUGGUCAUCAGCAAUGGAAACAGGGCCUGACCGGCUUCUCUGUAGCUUUAGUAGCUACGCUUGGACGUCUAGCCAGUCAUUCAAGAAAGAAAGUAGAGCAGUCUCAAAAGGAGGCAGAGAAGACAAGAAAGCUAGAGGAGGUUGUGAAGGAGCAGAGGGCUUUGAUCGAUGCCCUGACUGUGGAGUCACUCACAAUGCGAGAGGAGACGGCUGCUCUGCAGGUGAGGUUUCAGCAGCAGGUAUCUGAACUGGAGCAGCGUCUCGAUGCUGUAGUGCUGUUUCUGGGAGGAUCAGAUUCUGCAGUUCACAUUCCAGACGACACGGCUCAAAAAGGUGAGUAUCAUGAGACAAAACAUGGCUGUAUUGAAAAAGAUCAACAUGUACAGCAACAGGACACCAUCACUAGAGCUGUGCUGCUCUCUCCUCCUCGGCAGAGAGAUGGUCUGCCCCCUGCAGUGUCUUACGCACGAUCACACGCACUCCCGCUGCCCUAUAGUGGCUCCUGCACUCCAACAGGAAGUCAGGGUUCACUGGAGGAUUUGGACAUCCCCUGUUCUCCUUCCUCAUUCGCCAGCCUGCCACGUCCCACUCCUCUGCUGGACUUUCUUUCCCAGGAUGCCAUGAUCGGGGAUGUUGUCGAGUUGACACGUCAGAAUGCAGAAAUCCAGGACAAGCUGGAUCAAAACCGCCCAACUCCAGCUGGAGCAUCAGUAUCCAGAGAGCAGAGUGCCACCAGGUUGUCUUCAACCAGUUUUGUAGCUAGACAAGCAUCGCCCUCUACAGAUCAACAACACACACAGCGGCCUGUUUGUGUACAGAGAUCUUCAACGACAGAUAUUGAACAAAAACUGAAGGAGUUGAACCGACAAACCGCAGAAGCUAGAGCUAAACUAUUAGAACUCAUUGAGCAACAGAAACAGAGUUCGUCUCUUAGAGUUUCCCCUGCAAUUUCUCCAGUACCACAUCAUUCCACCGGCAUGUAUACAGCUGUUAAAGGCUUAACGCCAGAGCCAUCUCUGACAAUUCCUGAGAGAAACCAUUCACCACAGCCCACUGUAAGUUCCGCUGGAAGACUAUCACCACAACGUUUAGACAGUGUGGAAGUCCAAAGCAUUCAGAAUCAAGUGGGCAAGGUGAAAGGAGAGGGCUGGUUUGCUUUGUCCGCUCACGUCAAAUAACUUGAGUUCAGGAAAAGGACAAGUUAUGUAAAAUGCUACAUUUGCAAUCGCAUUUUAAAUG
Molecule: messenger RNA, 2216 nt
Organism: Triplophysa rosa
Lineage: Eukaryota; Metazoa; Chordata; Actinopteri; Cypriniformes; Nemacheilidae
Gene: spice1
Product: spindle and centriole associated protein 1
Exons: 17
Coding region: 119-2155 (678 amino acids)
Biological process (GO): regulation of centriole replication; metaphase chromosome alignment; mitotic spindle assembly
Cellular component (GO): centrosome; spindle; centriole
Source: RefSeq, a predicted model, not a curated record